UCCAUCAGAAACGGCUAGCAAAAGUGAGAGCUGGUGCAAAGGAGGAACAAGGAGUGCAUCAUCUGAACCUGGGCUGGCUGACAUACCUGCAGUGUCAGAGAGACUAUCUAACCCAAAUAAUAUGAUUUUGACUUAGCAUCAGUAAAUGAUGAUAUAGGAAAGAAGGAACAAUGUCAGAAGAGGCUGCUAAUGAGACACGUUUUCCUUUGAAGACAGCAGCUUUAAGAGUAUUUGAUCUUCCACUCUCCUGGUAUAAUUCACUAAUACAGGUUAAAAUCUCACCAGGGCUAAAGAAACUGUUUGUCAUAACAGCAGUGAGUGCAGUAACUGUGCUUUUUCUUGCCCAUCAUUUCAAAAGAAAACGUGGGAAGAAAACCAGGAAAAUAUCUCCAUGGGAAUCAGGCCAUCUGAUGUUCGAUUAUGCAAAAACAUUUGGGUCAGAGAAAAAUUCCAGUUGUUCCAGCAGCAAACAAAACCUAACACUUUCACUGACUUCCAUCAAAGAAAAAGGUUUUCAAUCUCACAUCAACGUAAAUGGUGAUCUCUUCAAUAAAUAUUCUGGUUCAGUGCAGAGUUUGGCCUCAGUCCACAGUGCCACCUCUUGUCCUAGUUGUGUUUGUGUGAAUUCUAAUUCUUGGGAUAAAACAGAUGAAGAUAAUAUGAAGCUAGUCAAUAUUCCAGUAACUACUCCAGAAAAUUUAUACUUGAUGGGAAUGGAGUUAUUUGAAGAAGCACUGCGCCGAUGGGAACAGGCAUUGACUUUUCGUAAUAGACAAGUUGAAGAUGAAGCCAGCUAUAGUGCCAUCAAACUUGGAGCAGGUGAUGCUAUUGCAGAAGAACAUAUAGAGGAUAUCAUUAGUGCAGAGUUUAUCCAUAAGCUUGAAUUUUUGCUCCAGAGAGCUUAUCGCCUUCAGGAAGAAUUUGAAGCCUCCCUUGGAACAUCUGACCCAGCUUCCUUUGCCAAUGAUGCUAGUAAUCAAAUGGAUAAUACUGUGAAGGAUAUUACAGAUGAAUUCAGUCUGCGUGAUACAAUAAGCAUUGGAUCAACAGAUUCAUUUGUCUCAGCUGCUGAGCUUACAGAACACAAAGAGAGCCGAAACUAUUAUCACCUGGAUUCACUUUGCCAUUGCCCAUUGUAUGAAGAAGCUUUGCGCUUGGCAGAAGAGGGCAAGAUUUAUUCACGUGUCUUAAGGACUGAAAUGUUGGAAUGUUUGGGAGACAGUGACUUCCUUGCUAAGCUCCACUGUAUUCGGCAAGCUUUUCAGAUCAUUCUUUCAGACUCUACAAAUCGAAUAUUUCUUGCUGAAAGUGGCAGAAGAAUUUUAUGUGCUUUAAUUCUGAGAGCAAGAAAGAAUCCAAAGAAAUUUGAGGAAGUAUUUGAUGACAUGAUCUCUUUUUUAGAGCAAUCAGAUCAGUGGGUUCAUACUGAAAUGGAGUUGGCUGCUUAUGGGGUGAAACACUUAAAUUUUUACGAUGUUGUUUUGGACUUCAUAUUAAUGGAUUCUUUUGAAGACUUAGAGAAUCCACCUAUAUCUAUACAAAAUAUAGUUAAUAACCAUUGGCUGAACUCCUCCUUCAAAGAAACUGCUGUGGCUUCAAGUUGCUGGUCAGUCCUGAAGCAAAAAAAGCAGCAAAUGAAAGUUCCUGAUGGUUUCUUUGCACGUUUCUAUGCUAUUUGUGAACACAUUAGCCCUGUUCUGGCAUGGGGCUUUUUGGGUCCUAGAAAUUCACUGUAUGAAUUAUGCAGUUACUUCAAGGAUCAGAUUCUUUAUUUCCUGAAAGACAUUUUUGACUUUGAAAAAGUGCGAUACUCAUCAGUGGAUAAUUUAGCUGAAGACCUUCUGCAAUUGCUAAUUCGGCAUACUAAUCUUUUAUUGGUUUACUUUGGAGUAAGUGGAUGUCAGCACCCAACAGCCAGUGACCUUUCAGAGGGAAAAGUACAAUAGAUUUCUGUUUUUGUUCUUAAUGUGAGCAUAUUUUUUGCCUUUUUCUCCCACAAGGAAAGUUAACAUUGUUUCUUUCUGAGCAAUUAUCCCAAAAUAUACGAUGUUGUUAAAUAUGGCCUCAGGGAGGUUUAAAAAUAUACAAAU
Python bivittatus (Burmese python) is the source of this 2090-nucleotide messenger RNA. It is a transcript of the gene MIGA1, whose product is annotated as mitoguardin 1. The record is from RefSeq and is a predicted model, not a curated record. Lineage: Eukaryota; Metazoa; Chordata; Lepidosauria; Squamata; Pythonidae. Gene Ontology annotation, biological process: mitochondrial fusion.